AUGCGUAGCAUGCUCUUGAAGAGUAUGGCAUUUUCUUGCAAGAACGACGACUUCCCAUCGGAAUUAGACCAGCAAGUGUUUGACGUAACGGAAGGACUGUUUGGUCUUCCACUUGAGACAAAAACUAGAAACUCGGGGAAGUUGGGUGACCAUGGGUAUGUGGGACAAUUGCCUCAUGAGAGCAUGGGGAUUCCAGAUGCAACAACCUCUGAUGCUCAUGAAGCUUUCACAACUCUCAUGUGGCCUUCAGAUCUACUUGUAAUAUAUAAUUACUCAGCCAGGCAUCAAGUGCUAAUGAAAGGAGACAAGCCCAGAUACUCUCUGGCCUUGUUCUCCUACAACCAUGGGACAACUCAUAUACCCGAAGAGCUUGUGGAUACGGAACACUCACUGCAGUUUAAACCAUUUCAUAGUUACGGGCUGCUCCGUUUCUACCUCAGCCGCACUCCAUCCGACAUGUCUGGCAGCAGUGCUAAAGAGUAUUGCGGUAUUUUCGCCUGGGUUCAAACGUGA
Messenger RNA from Sesamum indicum (sesame), 513 nucleotides. Lineage: Eukaryota; Viridiplantae; Streptophyta; Magnoliopsida; Lamiales; Pedaliaceae. The record is from RefSeq and is a predicted model, not a curated record.